Microcebus murinus (gray mouse lemur) is the source of this 1659-nucleotide messenger RNA. Its product is annotated as aldehyde dehydrogenase 1A1. Lineage: Eukaryota; Metazoa; Chordata; Mammalia; Primates; Cheirogaleidae. The record is from RefSeq and is a predicted model, not a curated record. Gene Ontology annotation, molecular function: oxidoreductase activity, acting on the aldehyde or oxo group of donors, NAD or NADP as acceptor.
AAGCAAAGCAUUCUGGAAGAGGAAGUCGGAUGGAAAUUGAUCUUUGAAGAAAGCACAGCAGAAGAUAAAAAGGAACAAAUUAAGUCAAGUGCUCUAUCAGAACCGGACCGCCUGUCACCUGUGUUCCAGGAGCUGAACCAGAAAUGUCCUCAGGCAUGCCAGACAUACCUGCCCCACUCACCAAUUUGAAGACUCAAUAUACUAAGAUCUUCAUAAACAAUGAAUGGCAUGCUUCAGUGAGUGGCAAGAAAUUUGCUGUCAUUAAUCCUGCAACUGAGGAGGUCAUCUGCCAUGUAGAAGAAGGAGAUAAGGAGGAUGUUGACAAAGCCGUGAAGGCCGCAAGACAGGCUUUUCAGAUCGGCUCUCCAUGGCGUACUAUGGAUGCUUCAGAGAGGGGACAACUGUUGUACAAGCUGGCUGAUUUAAUGGAAAGAGAUCGUCUCUUGCUGGCAACAAUGGAAGCAAUGAAUGGUGGAAAACUAUUUACCAACGCAUACCUGAUGGAUUUAGGAGCCUGCAUAAAAACAUUACGAUACUAUGCAGGCUGGGCUGACAAGAUCCAGGGCCGUACAAUACCAGCUGAUGGAAACAUUUUUACUUAUACAAGACAUGAACCUAUUGGUGUAUGUGGUCAAAUCAUUCCUUGGAAUUUCCCGUUGGUCAUGCUCAUUUGGAAGAUAGGCACUGCCCUGAGCUGUGGAAACACAGUAGUUGUCAAACCAGCAGAGCAAACUCCUCUCACUGCACUGCAUGUGGCAUCCUUAAUAAAAGAGGCAGGGUUUCCUCCUGGAGUGGUGAAUAUUGUCCCUGGUUACGGGCCUACUGCAGGAGCAGCCAUCUCUUCUCACAUGGAUGUAGACAAAGUGGCCUUCACAGGAUCAACAGAGGUUGGCAAAUUGAUCAAAGAAGCUGCUGGGAAAAGCAAUCUGAAGAGGGUGACCCUGGAGCUUGGGGGGAAGAGCCCUUGCAUCGUGUUUGCUGAUGCGGACUUGGACAGUGCUGUGGAAUGUGCACACCAAGGAUUAUUCUACCACCAGGGUCAGUGUUGUUCGGCUGCAACCAGGCUUUUUGUGGAAGAAUCGAUAUACGAUGAGUUUGUUCGGAGGAGUGUAGAGCGAGCUAAGAAGUAUGUUCUUGGAAAUCCUCUUACUCCAGGAGUAAAUCAAGGUCCUCAGAUUGACAAGGAACAACAUAACAAAAUACUUGAUCUCAUUGAGAGUGGGAAGAAAGAAGGGGCCAAACUGGAAUGUGGCGGAGGCCCAUGGGGGAACAAAGGCUACUUUAUCCAGCCCACGGUUUUCUCUAAUGUUACAGACGACAUGCGCAUCGCCAAAGAGGAGAUAUUUGGACCAGUGCAGCAAAUCAUGAAGUUUAAAUCUUUAGAUGACCUGAUCAAGAGAGCAAACAAUACUCACUAUGGGUUAGCAGCAGGAAUCUUUACCAAAGACCUGGAUAAAGCCAUCACAGUGUCCUCUGCUCUGCAGGCUGGGUCAGUGUGGGUGAAUUGCUAUAGCGUGGUGUGUGCCCAGUGCCCCUUUGGUGGCUUCAAGAUGUCUGGAAAUGGACGAGAACUGGGAGAAUAUGGUCUCCAUGAAUAUACAGAGGUCAAGACAGUCACGGUGAAUAUCUCUCAGAAGAACUCAUAAAAAAUCUGCCAUA